Myripristis murdjan (pinecone soldierfish) is the source of this 3702-nucleotide messenger RNA. RefSeq names its product mucolipin TRP cation channel 1b (gene mcoln1b). The record is from RefSeq and is a predicted model, not a curated record. Lineage: Eukaryota; Metazoa; Chordata; Actinopteri; Holocentriformes; Holocentridae. The coding region runs from base 203 to 1909 and encodes 568 amino acids. Gene Ontology annotation, cellular component: lysosomal membrane; plasma membrane. The transcript is spliced from 14 exons. Gene Ontology annotation, molecular function: NAADP-sensitive calcium-release channel activity.
GUAGGAAGCGAGCUGUGUUGUUUGUCAUCUGUUCUGCUUCAGUGAGCUUCGUUUGCCAGCGAUUUCAUCCAGAAGCGGACAGUAUUUUGUUUCUUUGUUUCUUUGUUUGUUUUAAUACGAUUUAAAUGAUCACUUAACAUCCGUACCGAUCCCCUCGACGAUGUCCUUUUUAUAAUUCUUGUCUGAUCUUCAAAGCGUCGCCAUGGCAUCUUCAAAUUACAAAUGCAUCCAAGACAGCGCCACAGAGAAAGACCGGCUGUUCUCAUCUGUGACCAGCUACGGGUCCCAGGACCUUCUUGGAGGUGGAAACCCCCGUCCCACUGGCCUGGUGGGCUCUGAGCUCCGCCAGCAGCAGGAGGAAGAGGAGGAGGCCCUGAGGAGGAAGCUCAAGUACUUCUUCAUGAGCCCUUGUGACAAGUACCAUGCCAAGGGCCGCAAGCCUUUCAAACUUGGCCUGCAGCUGCUCAAAAUCAUCAUUGUAACAGUGCAGCUGGUGCUGUUUGGCCUUAGCAACCAGAUGGUUGUAACAUUCAAAGAGGAAAACACAGCGUCAUUCAAACACCUUUUCCUGAAGGAUUACCAGGACGACACUCCACAGGCCAUCCACACCCAGAGCGAACUCUACAGCCACAUCUAUUAUGCCGUAGAGCAGUACUUGGCUCUUCCGCAGACCUCGCUGGGACGGUACGCGUAUGUUUUGGGGGUCGGGGUGAACGGAAGCGCUCUCUCCCUCUGCCAGAGGUACUACUGGAAGGGCAGCAUCGAUCCUGUCAACGACACUUUUGACAUUGAUCCCCGUGUUGUCACCGAUUGCAUUGGAUUGGACCCGCUGCCCUAUGGUUCCUCUUCAGAAAACACUGACUAUAAGAACUUCACUCUCAAGUUUCACAAGUUGAUCAAUGUAACCAUUGAUUUCCAGCUGAAGGCUAUCAACAUCCAGACCAUCAUAAACAAUGAGAUCCCUGACUGCUACACCUUCGCAAUCACGAUCGUCAUGGAUAACAAGGCCCACAGCGGCAGAGUUAAAAUCAGUCUGCAGAACCAGGCCUCUAUAAAGGAGUGUAAAGACCCCAACGUGUCUGGACAUGCGGAGAGCUAUGCACGGGAGUUCUUUGAUGUGCUGGUGGCAUUUGUCUGUCUGCUUUCCCUGCUGCUGUGUGGGCGCUCCAUCCUCAGAGGUGUGCUCCUGCAACAUGAGUAUGUGCAGUUCUUCAAACACAGGCUUGGCCGGCGUGUGAGCUGGGGCGACCGGAUGGAGUUCAUCAAUGGUUGGUACAUCCUGCUCAUCAUCAGCGACAUGUUCACCAUCGUCGGCAGCUUCAUUAAGAUUGGCAUCGAGUCCAAGAAUUUGUCAUCAUAUGAUGUGUGUGGCAUCCUGCUGGGAACUUCCACUCUGCUGGUGUGGGUGGGAGUCAUUCGCUACCUCAGCUUCUUCCAGAAAUACAAUAUCCUGAUUGUAACUCUAAGAGCUGCCUUUCCCAAUGUUAUUCGCUUCUGCUGUUGUGCAGCGGCCAUUUAUAUGGGUUACUGCUUCUGUGGAUGGAUUGUACUAGGGCCCUAUCAUACCAAGUUUCGUUCCCUGUCCACGGUGUCCGAGUGCCUGUUCUCCCUCAUCAAUGGGGACGACAUGUUUGUAACAUUCGCUGAGAUGGAGCAGAGCGGCACACUGGUGUGGGUCUUCAGCCAGGUCUACCUGUACACCUUCAUCUCCCUCUUCAUCUACAUGGUGCUGUCCCUCUUCAUCGCACUCAUCACAGGAGCCUACGACACCAUCAUGGCCCAAACACAGGAGCAGAUCCGAGUCACAGACCUGCACGCCUUCAUCGCAGAGUGCACCGACACGCCCAGCUCGGGGAAGUUUCGCGGCCCAGAGGGCUCGUCCUGCUCCUUCUUCUGUUGUUGUGACUGAUGCCCAAGUGAGACGAUAAUGCCUUGAGGAUGAACUGACUGACCUUGGACCUCACUGUCCACCGUUGCCAAGGUUACAAGUUUGCAUUUUAAUUUGUGCUGCAAUGGUAGAACAUACUGUACAGCCACAAGCCCCAUUACCUGCUUCAGCUUUUGUACUGUAUGAAUAAUUUAUUGUCUUCAUCUGAAAUGCCGGUUUGUUAGGGUUUUUGAUGACUAGGCUCAUAAUGCUUGUACACAAUCUGCUAAACACUUUUCAUUGUGUUUGUGUACUGGGUGUAAAGUCCACUAACUCUUGUAAAUGGAUUAGAAUUUGCACUUGAAUGGUCCACUAUGUACAGGAUUUUAUUAUUGGUAUUGUUUUUUAUUAUUUCUUUCUAUAUUGGGCAUUAGGAUUGGGUCCACAUGACUACCUAGGUGAGUUUUGUACCUCUUGAUACAUCCUCUGAGUCUCCAUCCCAGCGGUAGAAUAGACAUACAGCAAGCCAGACGGACCGACUGAAAUGGAGUGAUCAUUAAGUGCUGUAUAUAUGCAUUAGCUUCUGCAGCAUUUUCAAGGGAGGCAGUUCCUCCAUUUCCAUCUCAUUUUUCACUCCUCAUCCCUUUGUUCGUACUCUCCUUUGGGUGGAAGGAGAUGAUGACUGUAUAUAAGGAAGGACGAGCCUUGCAGCCAACCAGUUAGUCAUCAAUAUGUAUGAACCGCCUCUGCUGUAAAGAGCCAGGUGACCCUGCACACUAAUGCACCGCGAGACAGAGCCUUUUUGCUCUGGGUUUUUAAGUGCACCGUACAAGGUCGCAAAAUGAUGCUAUGGAAAAUUAGAAUUCCAACAAUGUCAGUAACUGUGUUUACGCAGGUAUGUCAUGAAUAAUUUUUGCCAGCCGCGCUGUGUGCCAGGCUAAAUCGGCAGCUGUGGCGCUUGUGCUCGUGUUUUAUAGAAUGUGUCAGACAUUGACACUGUCAGUACGGUGACAUUGAAGCCAUGUGUGAAAGGGUAACCGCUCAUUUAUUUUAUCUGUGACUGACGGAGAGCGUCUCUGCAAAAACCAGCAUAUGAUCCAGUUCUUUAUCUGCUGUCUUUUAAGGGACUGAAUGGGCAUUUGUUAUCACUUUUAAUAGAGAAACCUGUUUGCAGUGGUAAUGUCAUUCCAGUGUGGAGCUAGAGAGGGCAUGAAGGUCACAGUUUCAAACAAAAGGGAUUUUCACUCGUCACUUUUAGCGGUACUAAAGGGAACAAACAGAAAUUAAAUGUUUCCCUGUCAUGCACUGUUAUUUUAUUGUGUUUUUGUUUGUUUGUUUGUUUUGUUUUAUUUUUUGUAACAUAUUUUGUUUUCCCAUGACUUGAUUACUUGAAUGGACUAAUAUUGUUUGGAAACUUGACCGAACAAAUAUGCGGUUUUUAAUGAAUGUUUACUUACACAUAACACGCACUUAAUGAAGACUAAUAUGAGGAACACACAGCUGCAAGUGAUGUAAAAUGUCUCACAUGGGAGCCAUAGAGCACAAUGGAGCAGAGCCGUGUACAUAGCAUAAUGCAUCUGUUAGUGUUCUCCUGACACUCCCGGGAAAGGUUAUUUAAUGCUCAUUUGAUUUGGUUGCCUUGUCAAUUAUUUUAUUACGAUGUUUUGUCACUUGUUUUACCUCAGCCAGCGAAGCUGUUAGGAAGUCUCUUCGUUUUUAUUUCUGAAGCACUUGGAACAGCUUUUUACCCGUAUGUGUAUCAGAUGUUUUCUGUGGAGAUGUUGCCUUCUGAAUGCAAGUCCAUCUCAGCAAAAUAAACUGGAAAGACAUUCAAA